Messenger RNA from Sitodiplosis mosellana (orange wheat blossom midge), 773 nucleotides. Its product is annotated as growth hormone-regulated TBC protein 1-like. The transcript has 4 exons. The coding region runs from base 422 to 754 and encodes 110 amino acids. Lineage: Eukaryota; Metazoa; Arthropoda; Insecta; Diptera; Cecidomyiidae. The record is from RefSeq and is a predicted model, not a curated record.
GUUCAAAUAUUCGAUAUUCAUGUCUUUGCCAUCUUACAUAUUUCAAUCCAAAAAAAUAUUUCAGGAUAUGGAAUGUCGUCAAAAGUGAAAUGUGUUCUUUUUUCAUUUCUUUGAUCUGAUGAAAACAAGUUUUUUUUUUUCACAAAAUGUUACGCAAUUAUAACAUAAUAAAAGUGUCGAAUAUAUUAAUUAAAAACAAUAUUUUUCGAAAUACAGUUAAAUUGACAAUAAAACAUAGUAAAUUUAUUUAAUUAGAAUAGCAAGAGAAACUCCCACUGUUUGGGUUGCACUUAAUUUGUGAUAACAGUCGAAACCUAAUCUAUACGGUUUUCUGUUUGGACCAAUAUGUGGAUAGGAAUUUUUGAUUGUAGCUAGUGACAUAUACAAAGUAUUUUGAUAAAUUAAUUGAAUUUAAAGUAAUAUGAUGGCCAAAUCGAAGUUUAGCGAUGUUGAUGAAUAUGGAUUCAAACGUGAUUGCAACUUCGAUUAUGCUGCCUACGAUAGUAUUAUGACAAACUACUACAAAGUUUUGACUAAACGUCGUAUGAAAUGGCAGAAUUUAAUGAAAAAUCCACCAAAUUUCCAUGACAGAAAAUCAUCUAAGCUGAAACGAUACGUUCGCAAGGGAAUACCUGCACACAUACGCGGUGAAAUUUGGAUGCACAUUUCUGGCGGUUUCGUUGCACUUGAUAAAUCACCUCUUCUGUACCAAAGUUUGCUCAAUACACAUUAUGAUAUAGAAAUAGGUAAAUAACUUCAGUCAACGACAGAUA